This is a messenger RNA of Macrobrachium nipponense, 2729 nucleotides long. Its product is annotated as WAS/WASL-interacting protein family member 3-like. The record is from RefSeq and is a predicted model, not a curated record. The transcript is spliced from 2 exons. Bases 22 to 1257 code for a protein of 411 amino acids. Lineage: Eukaryota; Metazoa; Arthropoda; Malacostraca; Decapoda; Palaemonidae.
UGCAAUAUUCCUGCCAUCGCAAUGGCCGUAACCAAUCCUUCUUCACUAGGACCCCCAGCUAAGGGCCCUAUAACUGUUGCACCCCUCCAAAGUCAUUAUCAGCCAAGCCACGUCAGAGCCUACGACGACUCUGGCGCUCAAGUCUCCCUGAUACGGGAAGACAGAAUUCCCCGAGGGGCUAACGUUGAUAGACGUCGAUUGAUCACCAUUGAAGGUAUCAAUCACAUUAAACUGAUCCUUCCGACCGUCCAAUUGAGGGUCACCAGACCUCACUUCUCCAAAGUUUGUACCCUUGCAGUUGCAAGCUACAUUCCAGGAGGUUACGACCUCCUCCUAGGGCAAGACAUGAAGUCUCCCUCGCAUUCCAAACAGCCUAGGGGUCCUAACCCCACAACAAAUCACUCCAAGGCAAGGAGUCAUCGAAAUUCUACUUCCUCUAGGAAGUAUGUCCACCAACAGUCUCCCCCGUUACCAAGGAGGGAGAUUGACCAUUCGCAGUUCCGUUGCAAAACCUGUAACGUAAUAGGGCACUCUACUAAUUGGCCUAGGUGCCCUAGCAAACUACCAGCAGCGGACACUGUCCAUUUUCCACAAGGCCUAGCCUUCAACAAGAGACAGGAGCCUCUGUCUCCCAUUUCCAAGGGCACGCUGAGAGGUAUUGCACCUCCGGUACCCGUCACAGGUCCAGUCGACCUCAACUCUCUGCCAGUGCCACUUGGCAGCACUGAGCAGUGCCAAGCUCCGUCCAGCCUGGACGUAGAGCCACCACCGAACUUGACCUCUGCGCCUGGCCCCGAGCUAGCGCCGGCGCCUAACCUUAUCAAGGAUCCUCCUACAGGAGAUCCUCCAACAGGCAUGGAGCUUACCACAGCCCAUGGCCAAUCACUAGUUCCUUCUUCUUCAUCCUUACCUCUGUCGCCCGAGGAUGAACCUCCGGCAGACCUUACCUUUGUACCUCCUCUGGAAAACCAGGAACUGCCCGACCAGGAGUCAGCCUGGAGUUUUCCCCUUACGACGGCUGCCGCAGCAGCCGAAGUGAGGGCCUCCCCUGCAGUAGGUUCCACCUCUACGACGGUUGCUGCAGAUACCGAAGUAGGGUGUUCUCCUGAAAUCCCUCAGGCUACCACUGCCUCUGCUCCUGCCGGCGUUUCUGGCCUUUCCCCAGAGUCGGUGCCUCCGUCUACUCCUAGGACUGGUAUAGCCAGGUCCUGGAGGAAUAAGAAGAAGAAGGGACGUAACCAAUCAUUAACAAACUAACCCAAGAGCCACAUGCUCUCCUUGACACCUGUGCCCGAGGUACAGUGUCGCAUUCAUUUGCAGAAUGAUCCUGGCACCUACCCAGAGAAGGUAGCCAGCCCGAUCCCUGCCAGUAGCACUAACCCUCUAACCCCUAGCCAUUGUAAUACUAGCCCUCAUUUAAAUAUAAUUACCUCAUUGCAUUUCCCUCCUGGUCAACUAACAACUCAUCAUCCCCACGCAUCAUUACCUCUCAUUAUGUAUUUUAACAGUUCCGUCGCUGAACUACUGCUGUGCGUACCACACUCUGGAAUGAUUGCGUCUUCAUUUAACUGUAUUGAGUAGGUUAGGCUAAUGAUUUAGUACCAGGGCAUUAGGUUAGUAGCAAGUAGAAUUUUCAAGUAACCUUAUCUAGGGGUAGAGUAGACUGUCGUCACAAGACAACCUGUAGUUAUUUAUUAGGCUAGACUACAUCACUAUAUUAAGUUAGUACACUUAGCAUCUUUGCCUAUAAGUUAGGUAGGCCACUGUAGUUAGCUGUACCCCUGCUCAAAAAAAAAAAAAAAAAAAAAACUUCAAAUUGGAAUAGGAGAACGGGGUAGUCGAGACGAUCAAUUUAUUUAAGCCAAGACCUUCACACCCGAAAGGGAGUGAAUGCCUUCUUAACAGGGGGAGCUGUGACGUUUAUAGAUCGUUCGUCUACCCCGCAAUUAACUAAAUAAUUUGAUUUGGAAAACGGCAGCCAUUUCUUUAGAAUAUCAGCUGAUUUUUAGUAACCGCGGGAAACCCAAAACCCGCCAGCUAGAGAUAGGAAGUUCCCCAGUUGGGGGAAAAGAGUCUUUCAUCAGCUGUAGGGACGUAUCUCAAAAGGGAAGGGUGUAGGCAGAUUGGUACUUCUUAGACCUAUACCUUAAGCUCUCUUUCCUGUGACCCCUCUGCUGGCUGUAUGCUUGUUUUCCAGGAUUUGCCUUGAUCGUGGGGGGUUAAGCUGACCUCCAACCCCCAAGCAACCCAACUGAAUUCUGCCUCAGUCGGCUGCGAGACGUGAUCUCGGACAGAGGUCAAAUUACCUGCCUUCCUUUAGGCCUACCCAGGGCGUGAGUGGCGCGCCGAUGACCCAGGCCUCAGACAAAGGGGCCCCCAUACUUUCCUACAAAGAGCCACAUUUUCUUCAAAGGUCCACACUGAACACGACAUCCAGAUUCCAUGAGUCACGUGCCGUCUCUCUGCCGCAAGUGUGCAUUAACCCAAGUGAAUGAAAAUCAGCUUGAAUUGAAUGAGACUAUAAGCCCCAACGUGGGGGCCAAUAUCAUUUAACUUUUCUCCAGGCCAGCACGGGCCUUUUUUGUAAAUAAAUAGUUUUAAAGUAACGAGCUGAGUUUUCUGGCGACCUUCCCUCUAAAGAAAGAAAUCAAUAAUAAUCAGUUUACGGUAAGUUCAAGCAAUUCCCUCUUGAAAUCCCUAAAUUACUUCCGUUUACGUAUCUAGCUUCU